GUAUCGAUAUGUGAAAUUUGUGGUAACUGCGCCUGCGUAUUAUCUGUAACCAAGAUGGCGGCGCCCAUGGUCCAUGGAACGGUCACGGCUUGUGGUCGUUUGUUACUGCGAUUUUCUUCUCCACUUCUAAGAGACAUUUAUGGGAACGGGCAGAAUGCCAUGCUGAAGACUAAGCAGACCCAGAGAUGCCUGUCAAUCUCGGCUGCCAGGCAUCGACAGCAGACCAAAUCCACCAGCAGUCUGUCGGACAAGCCUUACACAGAGGAGUUCCUACAGGAGAUGGACCAGGAAUACCAGCUGGGGAAGAGACACCUGGCUAACAUGAUGGGGGAGGAUCCAGAAACAUUCACACAGGAGGAUGUAGAUAGAGCCAUCCGUUACCUUCUUCCAUCAGGAUUACAUGAGAAGCUGGCCAGACCCAUGCUGAAGCCUCCAGAUCAAAUAUUUCCGAAGCAGAAAGCUCUUCAGUGGGGAAAGGAGAGGAGACCAUUCAGCUUUCUAUUCUACACUGGCAAGGCCAACUACUACAGUCUCAUGCACGAAGCUGCACAGAUCCUGACUCAGCUCAACAGACAUGAAGACAAGAUGUUAGCCAAAGGUGUUCUUCUACCUGAUCCUGAACCUUGGGCUGAAUUUAACACGAGUGUGUGGAUAGACAAGAUAGCAGUGGAGAAGAUGAUAACAGAAUCCAUGGACGACCAUCAGUAUCGGCGAUUUGUGGAAAUGCUGGAGCACAUUGCAGCACACCCAUAUGCCAAACAAGCAGCUCAGUUUAUCCUGAAGUUCCGGCAGGAGCUGGUGGCAGUGUCCAUGAAACAGCAAGUCCACCCUCUGAUGUACGAUGAGAAUGGUAUAGCCUACAUGGAGGCCGAAGGNAAGAGGAAAAGUUCCCGCGCUAAGGUGACCUUGAGAGACAGGGGUACAGGAGAGGUGACGGUGAACGGACUGCCGCUGGUCACAUAUCUGAGGAACGUGCAGGACAGAGAACAGGUCAUGCUUCCCCUGGAGUUUGUGGAGAGACUGGACCAGUUUGACGUGGAGGCGACAGUGUGGUGGGGCGGGACCAGCGGACAGGCUGGGGCCAUCAGACUCGCCAUCUCAAGGGCACUCUGCAGCUUCCUGACUGAAGCAGAGAUAGAGAACAUGAGACUAGCUGGACUGCUUACUACUGAUCUGAGAAGAAAGGAGAGAAAGAAACCUGGGCAGAAGAGAGCCAGGAAGAAGUUCUCUUGGAGAAAGCGCUAGAGUCUGAGUCACUAAAGUUAUCAUCAAAAA
Molecule: messenger RNA, 1275 nt
Organism: Branchiostoma floridae (Florida lancelet)
Lineage: Eukaryota; Metazoa; Chordata; Leptocardii; Amphioxiformes; Branchiostomatidae
Product: 28S ribosomal protein S9, mitochondrial-like
Exons: 12
Coding region: 55-1245 (396 amino acids)
Biological process (GO): translation
Cellular component (GO): mitochondrial small ribosomal subunit; ribosome
Molecular function (GO): structural constituent of ribosome; RNA binding
Source: RefSeq, a predicted model, not a curated record